GCAAAAAUGCAGACUUCAGCUAAAAAAUCAACUGACUCACUCAAGAAAGACACCAGAAAAACAAAGGAUGAAUCGCCAAAACCGACACAAGAUGAGAAAACAAAAUACGGUACUGCAACCCCAAGAAAUUUCGUGCAAAAAUCGUCUACAGCCGACAUAUACGGGCAAAAGAAAAGAAUUACCUCCUCAACUAUGAAAGCACCUAAAAAAUCUCUAACAACUUCAUACAACGCCAACACCGCAUCGCCAAUGGCUAAUCUCCUAAAAUCAACAUCAUCUACCAAUGAGCUCAACCCAGAAAGAUCUAAAAAACUGACAAAAACUGUAGAAAAACCGUCCAGAUUAACUUCAACGCCUAGAAUAAGAGAUUUUACAGCCAACUCUCCGAUUGUCAAACGCAAAUUGAAUAUGGAUCUGAAAAAAGAACAUAGUUUUGUAAAAGAUAAUAAAGAUAGAGGUGUGGUUAAGGAAAAGGUAAAGAUUGAUAAGGAAAAGAUAGCAAAAGAUGGGCAGGAAAGGCAAAGAACAAAGACUAGGACUUUGGAUGAGAGUGAGGUGAAGAUUUUAACUGGUGUAGACAAUAAUGCGGAGAUGAUGAAUCUCUCAAAGCGGCUCAGUGCUAAGCCUAAAGCUUUUUAUAUUGAUUUAGAGGAUGAGAAACCUACGUCGAGUAAAAAAGUAAUGAAAGUACCAAGUGAUGAAGACAUAAGUUAUGAAGAUGACUUCGAGAGCUACGAGUCAGACUUCGAUUCCUAUCACAGUUCUGCAGGAGAACAGCAGGACAGUGGACCUGAUGAGAAGGAGCAUGAUGAUGAGGAGGCUGGUGAUGAUGGAGAGGAACCAGAGGGAACUAAGGAGGUUAAGGAUGAGGAGAGCAUGCUUGAUUCUGGUAACUUCGACCUCCGUGAACGUUCAGCUAACAAGUUAAAGCCAGUGGUACUGGACUUUAUCCUGGAGACUGCGGAAGGUGGGGAGAAGCCCAGCUCCUUAACUGACGAGGGGUUCCAGGAGAUGAGUAGUUCCAGUGCCGUGUCUAGCAUCAGGACUGUUCAUACUGAGGUUAUUGAGAGACCACUCUUCAUCGACUUUACAAAAUCAAAAGAGAAUCGACGUAAAAAGCCCUAUAAGUGAUUACUGAGACAACGCGCGAGGGAUAUAUUAAGCAUAAUCACACUGCAUGAAAUGUCAUAUAGUCUCUUUGAAAUGAAACCUAUUUCUUAUGACCUCUACAUGGCAACGUUUGGCAGAUCAAAUUACACUCAAAUCGCCGUACAAACCUUCGAAGAUGGAAUCACAGAAGAAAUACAGACAGAUGAAAUAGAAUCAGCUCAUAAAUGGACUCAGCAUCCAGUAGAGUUCACCAAACAUGACAUUUGUUUUAAACAGAAAGUUGUGAAUCGAAAAUAUAGCAAAAAUACAGAAGAUUACUUAACAAAAUUCACGUUUUUGACUGCAAAUAAUGUAAAUGUUGAACUUAAUAAUGAGAUUAACUCGGAUGAGAGCUACAAAAUGGAUCCGUUACGUAUUUAUUUCGAACAAAAACAUGGCGUCGGUCCCAAUGAAAUGUUGCCCUACGAAACUUAUAAAAGGAAAUUAAAAAACAACGAUUAUAAUUCCCACAGACUAGGCAAGUUUUUAAAGAGACACGAGAGUAGAAUUAGUAGUAUUCUGAACGCGAAUAAUGGCAACACUGAACUGUCAGAUUUGAAUAUUUCGAAUCUACCUUUUAGUAGAGGUUAUGUGUCAAUUUCUACGAAGAAUAUUACUGCAGAAUCUAUGUCAUUUUUGUCAAAAACGAAAAUAUCGAAAAUGUGCUUUUCGGAUACAAAUUCAAAUAUGCUAAUGACAGUGCACAGGACAGAUCAGAAUGCCGCGUUAAAGAAGUGUACGAUUUGUCUAUGGAACACCAGUGUUGCCCCUCAAGAGCCGUUAAAACUACUGACAGCUGUAGAUGACGUGUGUAAAGGAAGACUGCGAGGUAGCUCUGACGGAUACUUUGUGGGGGCUUUGGAUGAUGGUUCAGUACAUCUAUGGGAUUUGUCAGAGGAACCGACUUGGCGGGACGAUGUUGCCAGUGAAAUGGAACCUACCAAAUUGGUAGAAAUCAAUGAGAAGGGUCUGACAGAGGUAGAAAAAGAUCGCGAAUGGAAUAAAAAGAAUAGGAACACUGGUUUGGAAAAGCCCUGCAUACAUUGCGCGCUACAGUCGUGUGCCUAUACGAACAGUGCCUUCAACAUGAGCAAUGGAGAACUAACAGACCAUAUUGUCGGGUUGGAAGUGACUGGCGACGCGCAUUGUAUAGUCAGCCAGGAAGGGGGGCGCAGGAUUUUGGGUCAGGUUGUCAUCCUCCAAACCACAGGCGUGCUAUCAAUAUGGUGUAUAGUGCAACAAAAAUCUAAAACUAUACCACCAGACAUCGGCAAAGCAUUCUGGUCUAAGAUGAAACUAGAAAAACUACAAACUAUUACUCUAACUGACCACAUAGACGUACCAAUAAAAGACCAAAAUGGAGAUCCGAAACCAGAUUUCAAUCUACACGCGGCAAAACGCAGAAUAUUGAAUAGAAAACAAGAAAAAUCAAUAAUUAAAAAUGUCGUUUCCCGCCCAAAGUCCGCCAUGUCAAUAGACUUUGACAUUGACAGGCCGGCCAGUGCUGCCAGCGGGAAAAUUAAACGAGUGUUGUCAGUUGAAAAAAAUGUGUCGAAAAAUUGGGAGAAUGGUGUCGUGUGUCGUGAUUUAAAAGUUAUAAAAUGGAAGGAUAGGGAUUAUUAUUUGAUUGCAAAGAAUUGUGGUGAAGUGCUGUGUUGUAGGAGGAUCCUUGGUACCGUCAAAGUUAAUACUUUUUGUAUUGCAACUGACGCAUCAUCAGUGAAUUGUCUAGAGGUGUCUUCCCACCAGUUGCCUUACUUCCUGGCGGCCACUGACACUGGAACCAUCAGCGUUUGUUCUUUGCUAGAAAACAGGGUUCUACUUACUUUGGACUGCAGGAAUAUACAACCGAAAGACAUGGAGAAGUGUCACUCGGAUCACAAAGGACGCUACAUCGGCAGUAGCAGCGUUAGUAAGAGCUCCAGGAUAUCAGUAAUAUCACUAUCUUGGUCCCAUAUAAACCCGUGCUGCAUAUUCGCAUGUCUUCAAGAUGAGAGUGUUGUGCAGUGGGAACUAUCGUACAGUGACAUACAUGCGAAGUGGACGGGUGACGCCGUGGCAAGCGCUUGUAUAGCUGCCGAUAAUUCGCUUGCUCUCCUGACACCAGCAGGGGAGGUCAACGUGCACAGGCUGUCGAACGAACAAAGGACCAAAGAGUUUUUGUUACUCUUCGAAAAAUACCUCGCACUGUUGUAAAUUAAUAAUUUAUAUUAGUAUUUUACAAGUAACAUGCUAAAUAUAAUGUAAAUAUAUUUAUUUAUUUUUUAAGUUAGUUGUAAAAGAUAGGGAUUGCUAUAUUACACGACUCGUAGUAGAUGAGAUUCAUGGUUAUAAUAUAUGUUAGGACUAUAUUUCAUUAGGACGCCAUUGGCGAUGCAUCCAGUCACACCGCCACACAAAAAGUGUAUAAGCGGCGCAUUUUGUUGAAAGCUGUAUAGCUCUAUAGAUUACUCACCUGGUAUCCGCUUGGUUGCGCAACCAGCUAAAAGUCCUUUCCAUCAUCGAACCACAAGACAAUCGAUGAAGCGCCACCGCUUCAUGGUAGAUAUCCCACCCACUCGCACGAAGCGCUUCGCUUCAAGCUUUCUUAUGCGAACUGCUAAGGAGUGGAAUUCUUUGCCGAAGUCUGUGUUUCC
This is a messenger RNA of Spodoptera frugiperda (fall armyworm), 3785 nucleotides long. RefSeq lists its product as uncharacterized. Gene Ontology annotation, molecular function: dynein light chain binding; dynein heavy chain binding. The record is from RefSeq and is a predicted model, not a curated record. The transcript has 12 exons. Gene Ontology annotation, biological process: intraciliary transport. NCBI's taxonomy places the organism in Eukaryota, Metazoa, Arthropoda, Insecta, Lepidoptera, Noctuidae. Gene Ontology annotation, cellular component: cytoplasmic dynein complex.